Messenger RNA from Cataglyphis hispanica, 684 nucleotides. RefSeq lists its product as uncharacterized. The transcript is spliced from 3 exons. Bases 112 to 609 code for a protein of 165 amino acids. Lineage: Eukaryota; Metazoa; Arthropoda; Insecta; Hymenoptera; Formicidae. The record is from RefSeq and is a predicted model, not a curated record.
AUCUAAUAAUUUGAAUAAUGUAAUUUUAAUUAAAAUUUUAAUACAUUUCUAUUAAUCAAAAGAAAAACAAUUUAUUAUUAAAGGAAAAGAUAAAAUUCGUGCAAUUGCGAUAUGAAUAGUGACAUUCAACCAGUGAAAAAUAACACGUCUAAACUUGAAAACUUAAAAAAAGGACAAAUCUAUAAACGUAAUAAUACCGACGAUUUACAGGUGAUUCAUGGUAUAUCUGAUACUCGUCAAGUACUCGACAAAGUGAAUCAAUCUACUGAACAGAAAUUGAAAUCUAGUUUAGUACCGACGUCUUAUAUCUCGCCUUCGUCUACAAAAAAUAUUGGUUCAGAUAAAAAUCAGAUAAAAAUUCGUAAAUUAGUGGACAGCAAACAAGUCUCAGGGCCAUCUGAUAAAAAGACAUUACUUCUUGAUACUUACGCUCGUAUUGCUGCUACGAAUAAUAGACGUUGUCCUAAACGGUUGCGUGAACUUGCUAAACCGAAGAGACAAGCUCGUAGCAAUGACUAUUCGGCGAAUUUUGAUCUAAACUACGGUCAUGCAACUAAAACUUACAUGACUGAAAUGAGACGCAGCUUAAAAGAAUCGAAGAAGAAAUAGCUUGCUUUAUCAUAUUACCAAGAAAUAUUUUAAGUAAUUUUCCAGCGUUAUUAUUACGAUUUUAGAGAACGUAAA